Messenger RNA from Populus trichocarpa (black cottonwood), 387 nucleotides. Its product is annotated as serine/threonine receptor-like kinase NFP. Gene Ontology annotation, molecular function: protein kinase activity; ATP binding. Lineage: Eukaryota; Viridiplantae; Streptophyta; Magnoliopsida; Malpighiales; Salicaceae. Gene Ontology annotation, biological process: protein phosphorylation. Bases 1 to 387 code for a protein of 128 amino acids. The transcript has a single exon. The record is from RefSeq and is a predicted model, not a curated record.
AUGGAUCUAAAUGAACAUUAUAAGAUAAGAGGAUCAGUAUAUAGGGCCAAAAUCAAUGGUCGGGUCUUGGCAAUGAAGAAAACCAAGGAUGACGUCACAGAAGAACUAAAGAUUUUGCAGAAAGUCAGUCAUGCAAAUCUGGUUAAACUAAUGGGGAUGUCAUCUGGAUUUGACAGAGAAGGAAAUCGCUUCUUGGUCUAUGAAUUUGCAGAAAAUGGGUCGCUGGAAAAGUGGUUGCAUCCCACCUCUGAAUCUUCCUCAAGCUCUGCAGGUUUCCUCACUUUGAAUCAUAGCCCUAUAGCAAUGCAAAGCAGACUUCCCCCCGUUUCCAGAGUGGGGCAGAGAAUUUCUUUUAGCAACAUGAUUGAGAGAUGCUUGAAGUCAUAA